AUGUUUGGUACCAGUGUCCCGUUGGAUUACUCCGACUCCAGCAUUGGUGUUGCGAAGAUCGCGCUUGGCAGAUAUAAUGCGACUUCAGGCACGCGCAAGGGCAGCGUUUUUGUUGGCCCCGGAGGGCCUGGAGGACAGGGCGUUUUCUUCGCGACCCAGCAGGGACCAGCGGUACAAGCUCUGGUCGGGGAGGACUGGGACAUCAUUGGUUUCGAUCCUCGUGGUAUCGGUGCCACCGAUGCUGAAAACCGCACGGCGUUCAUCACGAACACGGUGAUCGAUCGCAGCUACGAUGUUAGCCCCAACGUCACGGACCCCUUCAACCGCUACCACCUCGUGCAAACGCAAAGGGAGGCCGAUGCGCUCUACAAAACGCAGUUCGCGAUCUGUGCGCAAACCAUGGGAGAUACGCUCAAGUACAUGGGUACCACUUCUGUCGUGCGCGACAUUGAUCACAUCGCUACGCUUUUGGAUGGCGAGGAUUCGUUGAUCAAUUUCUACGGGCUUUCGUACGGCACAGUCACUGGCCAAUAUCUAGUCAACAUGUUCCCCAAUCGCGUUGGACGUGUAGUGAUCGAUGGAGUCGUCAAUGCGGAAACAUGGGCCACGGUGCCUCCAUAUAUACGUCUCGCCAGCUUCCUAAAUUCCACUGAGAAGGCAUACAGCGAAUUCUUCCGAUUUUGUGCGGAGGCCGGCCCGUCAUCCUGCGCGCUCGCUUCUAAAGAUAACGAGGACCCUUCCGACAUCAUGGCUCGCGUGGAAGACUUCGUGAACGGCCUAUACACCGCUCCUUUGCCAACGCCUAACGCGACGCUUCCUGGCAUGUUGACCAACGGCCGCGCCCGUAUGUUCCUCCUCGGCACGAUCGAAGAUCCUCAAAUCUGGCCUGCUAGCGCUGUCGCCUUCGCGCAGGCCAUGGCUGGCGACGCCUCCGCGGUCCUUAACCUCAUCAACACCAAGGGGCUCGUCGACCUCGAGCGCUCUGCGGUGACGUGCAACGACGUCCGGCCGUUCGCGGGCCCAACUCCAGAGGCAUGGGUCGAAGUCGGGCUCGCGGCGCUGAACAUCUCCCGGUUCGCGCUCGCGGGCACCACCACAGAACCAGACGACGGCUGCGAGUUCUGGCCGGCUUCGCCCCCCGAGCGCUUUGAGGGCCCGUUCAACAGCACGCUGAGGAACCCCAUCUUGAUCGUCAGCAACACGGUGGACCCGGCGACGCCUCUUACCAAUGGAGAGGCCGUGCACGCGCUGCUCCAAAACUCGUCUGCGCUUCUCGUUCAGAACGGCCCGGGGCACACGUCGAUCCAGCUUACGUCAACGUGCACCAUCCUCUCGACGCGCGCGUACUUUGCGGACGGCUCGUUGCCUGCGGAGGGCACCGUCUGCGAGAUCGACGCGUCCCCGUUCGCGUCAGACAACUCAACUGCCUCUGCGAGCGCGACGGCCUCGUUGGCUGUUGCUCACACAAAGGCGAGGAUCACCCUGAGGAGGGGCUGGGGCGCGUAG
Messenger RNA from Epithele typhae, 1506 nucleotides. RefSeq names its product TAP-like protein-domain-containing protein. The transcript has 10 exons. Lineage: Eukaryota; Fungi; Basidiomycota; Agaricomycetes; Polyporales; Epitheliaceae. Bases 1 to 1506 code for a protein of 501 amino acids. The record is from RefSeq and is a predicted model, not a curated record.